Molecule: messenger RNA, 3006 nt
Organism: Aplysia californica (California sea hare)
Lineage: Eukaryota; Metazoa; Mollusca; Gastropoda; Aplysiida; Aplysiidae
Product: protein capicua homolog
Biological process (GO): regulation of transcription by RNA polymerase II
Cellular component (GO): nucleus
Molecular function (GO): RNA polymerase II transcription regulatory region sequence-specific DNA binding; DNA-binding transcription factor activity, RNA polymerase II-specific
Source: RefSeq, a predicted model, not a curated record
ACAAAGGAACACAUCCGGCGGCCCAUGAACGCCUUCAUGAUCUUCAGCAAGCGCCACCGCGCCAUGGUGCACGAGAGACACCCCAACCAGGACAACCGCACCGUCAGCAAAAUUCUGGGCGAGUGGUGGUACGCCCUAGGGGUGGAAGAGAAACAGAGUUAUUACGACCUGGCCGCAAUCUCCGGGGAGCCUAUGACCCCGACAGAGCGGAGCGUGGGCGGGCUGGACUCGGCCCCGGGCUCCCGCCACCUGGGGAAGCAGACGGUCUUGGACGACUCGCCGUUUGAAGAGGCUGUCACGUUGCCGCGGCAACGGCCUCACAGUCUGUCGGCCGUACCUCGGGACGACGAGGCCAGCAGUGCGUUUGUUCCUUUUGUGCCCUCGGCUAUGAGUCUAAAGCUUCAGGAAAAGCGAACAGACUCGUCCCUACCUCACUCUGGCCUGCCGCGUGUGCCUUCUCUACCGCCCCCGCCACCAUCAUCCUCGCAGCAGCAACAGCAGGUGGCGUCAUCGCAAGCCUCAGCCACCACCACCACCACCGCAGCGUCGCAGAAACUGAGCGGUCUGCCGUUGUCGCGGCGAGUGUCCAGCGGGAAGAAUGAGGAAGAGGACAGCGACGACGACUCCAAGAUGGUCAUCUGUGAAGACGAGGAAGACAACAAGCCGACCAGCAUCGACCUGAACUGCCAGGAGCAGGUCUCUGACUCAGCCACAGAGAGCGACGUGGAGGAGGAGGGCCUCAUCGAGAACAAGGCCUUCCCCCAGCAGAGAUUUUCCCCCGUCAUGAAGCAGGUCCAGCCGGGUGUGAUUCAGCAGCCUACCCCGAUCAAACCAACGUCUAGUGGGAACAACAACCACCACCACCACCACAACAACAACAACAACAACAACAACAAUAAUAACAAUAACAACAUCUCAAGCAGCAACAGUUUUGGUGGGUACAGCAUCCUCAGCCGCAGCAGUGGUGGCAACAGCAACAGUGGGGAGCAGCAGCAGCAGCAGCUUUUCCAGCAGCAGGCCACACAUUCCAGCUUGCCGUCCCUCCGAUCGGCUGUCAGAGAGGCCGUGGGGGCGGGGCUAGACACCAGUGUGCCCCGCCCCUCUAGCACAGGGGCGGGGUUACAACCCAAAGGAGAAGUCUUUCAGGUGGAGAAGGUGGGCGGUGUGAAGAUCCACAACAUCACGGUGACCCAGGACGACAGCCAGCAGAUUGUCAUGUCCAGCGACACCACCACCACGCUGGGACGGCAGCACGACGGCCCCGUCAUGGGCAAAAUGUCCCGUGCCCGCGGGGUCAGAGCUCAGCAGUCCAGCAGCAGCAUCAACAACUACCACAGCAACGGCCGGCCGCCAUCGCAGCCACAGCAGCAACAACAACAGCAGCAGCAGCAUCAGCAUCAGCAUCAGCAAGGCCCGUUCAUCACGUGGACCACGUCAACCAGCACAGCUGCGCAGCUCAUUGCUGGCGGGGGCAUGCAGCUGAUGGUGAACAGCGCCGGCGCGCCCCCCCAGGACUCCGUCAGCCCGACCUUCGCCACCACCAGCAAGCCCAUCUCUACGCCUGUGCCCAUCGCGUCGAAGCCCCUCCCACCGUCCCCUGUGGCAGCUGGGGGCGGAGCUAAGGCUACGGUGACGAGCAUCCAUCCCGCCCCCUUACAGCCACAACAGCAGUUGCAACAGCAGCAGUUACAACAACAGCAGCAGCAGCAGCAGCAGCAGCAAGGGUUGAAGAGCAACGCAGUGGGAGCUAUUGUCCUGCAGGGUGGUCAGUACGCCGGGAUGACCAUCGUCAACGCCAACAGGUUGGCUGCCCCGCCCACUGUGCCGACCCAGGGUUUCAUGACCACGACCCUGCGCAACAUGGCACCACCGUCGACCAACGGAGUCACUGUAUCUCAGCACCAAGGUCAGCAGCCACAGCCGCAGCAACAGCAACAACAGCAGCAGCAACAGCAGCAACAACAGGCUCAUGUACAGCCCACAUUGUUCACGGCCAUCUUGAAGCCAGCCACGCCCACGUCGUACGGCUCGUCUCUCAACCAAUCACAGGCCAGCAUCCAGACGCUCUUCACUCAGGGCCAGGCGAGCCAGCAGCCGACCCACGUCAGGUGGCCAUGUUGGUCCAGCCCCCACCAGCCAUGACAGCAGGCACAGCCCCGCAACAAGUGCAGACGUUUGCUCAGCCAAUCGUGUGCCUGGCGAUGGCCACGCCCACCAACAUCUCUGGCCUUCAGGCGGCGUCCGGCCCGGCCGCCAGCACCAUGGUGACACAGGCGGCCCUCAUGCAGGGUGCGGCCAGGCCAGGCCAACAGAGGAUUCUCCUGCCUACCUCGCAGAAAGUAAACUACAUGCCGCAGGCUGUGACCUUGACCUCUGGCGGCAAAGGAGGGGAGACGAUCCAGGGGGUGCAGUACGUGCAAGCGUACGUGGGUCCUGUGCAGCCAGGUCAACAGUUGCUGGUCCAGCAGUCUCCAACUGCAGCCCCUAACCCCGCCCUAAGCCCCGCCCCGGCCACGCCCACCACACAGGUCCACGCCCCAGUGGGCGGGGCUGGACAGAUCCAGCUGACAGGUGCCCCGCCCACUUCCCAGCUGCACAUCACCGGGGCAACGGUCGGCCAAGUGACAGGGCUGGGGGCUCCCGGAGCUGCCCUGCAGUUAGCCCCGAAACAGAUCCACAGCCUGGUGACGGCCCAGUCCCCACCGCAGACUUCAGGGUCAAAGUUUUUCCAUGGUCCGAUGAGUGUGAUAGCAGUCCCUGCAGAGGGCAAGGGUUCGGAGAUUGGCUACAUCAGCUCCCCGAACUUCCUCACCAAGUCCAACAGGGUCAAGGCCACCACCGCCCACGUCCCCGUGGCAACGGAAUGUCUCAAGUCUGCGCCAGCUCAAUCGCCUAGAGGUCACAUCGCCAUGAACUCUCCGAUGACCAGCCCGGCACCAACACCAUCACCCUCCCCGGGACUCGGCCAAGGUCAUCCUAGCCCGGGACAAAGUCACAUGCCCAUGG